AUGUCCUCUCGCGUCUUCGCCUCUCGUAUGGCCUCCACCAUGGCCGCGACCUCCAAGGUCGCUCGCCCGGCCACCCGCGUCAACGCCAUCGUGCCCAAGCGUACCUUCACCAGCCAGAAGAAGACCAUCCCCAUGACCCCCUUCCAGACCCUUAAGCGCCAGCAGCCCUCGACCCUCCUCCAGGCCAACGCUCGCCAGGUCUUCGCCAACGCUCAGGCUCGCCGCCAGUACUCCUCUGAGAUCGCCGACGCCAUGGUCCAGGUCUCUCAGAACAUUGGUAUGGGUACUGCCGCCGUUGGUCUCGGUGGUGCCGGUAUCGGUAUCGGUGUUGUCUUCGGUGCCCUCCUCCUGGCCGUUUCCCGCAACCCUGCUCUGCGUGGUCAGCUCUUCUCCUACGCCAUUCUGGGUUUCGCUUUCGUCGAAGCCAUUGGUCUGUUCGACCUGAUGGUUGCCAUGAUGUGCAAGUACGUCUAA
Messenger RNA from Aspergillus tanneri, 474 nucleotides. RefSeq names its product ATP synthase subunit C family protein (gene ATP9). Gene Ontology annotation, biological process: proton motive force-driven ATP synthesis; proton transmembrane transport. The transcript has a single exon. The record is from RefSeq and is a predicted model, not a curated record. Lineage: Eukaryota; Fungi; Ascomycota; Eurotiomycetes; Eurotiales; Aspergillaceae. Gene Ontology annotation, molecular function: proton transmembrane transporter activity. Bases 1 to 474 code for a protein of 157 amino acids.